GGGUCCAACGUGUAGUUUAGGUGGAUGUACAUGAUACAGACAAAAUAACGUACACUUUUGUUUUGAAACGUAUUAUGAUGAACUACAGAAAGUAGAUAGCUAGUAUGCAUUAAAUAUAGGCAAGUGACAAGUAUACUGAGACAUCUAGCUAGCUAACUUGCUAAAAACGAAUGGUCCCUCCGUUACUGAACUAGCUAACAGCACCAUCAUCAUGGAAGGAGGACCGAAAACCAAUGUAUGAGUUGAAGGUCAGAAGUAAUCAAUCACAUCAACUGACCAGCUACAACCAUGUACUCCAGUCCAGAUGUCUGCCUUAAAUCUGGCAGUCACAACAGUAGCAGUAACAGCAACAGCAUCACUGAACUCUUGGGCUCCCUGUGUGACAGCAGCCUCACUGGGGUGUCAUGGAAACGUCGUGCUCUAGGAGGGGUGUCUCGAGAGGGGGUCCGCCGCACUCUCAGAAAGCGUGCCUACGGGGCCCUGCUGUCCAAACUGUUCCAGGAGGGCUCCCCGAAAGGGUUCUUGUCAGUACCUAGUGCCACGUCCACCACCCCGCCCAGAAACAAGCUACUUAUGAUAUCCUUUGACCUGCGAGUGGCGGGGUGCCAGGACGAGGCCGAGAGGCUGGAGGAGCAGCUGGGGAGGCUAAGUGAGGGACCCGCCUCGGGUCUGAAGGAGCUGGACUCUGUGCUGGAGCUCUUGGUGCAGCUGACUGGCUCUGCACCCCCACCCCCAGCCUCAUUCAGCAGGGACUACAUGCGCAGGGAGAGGCCCGUGUUGAGGAGGCCUCCACUGGGGGGCUACCAGAGCGAGGAGCUGCAGAGGUUGGAGGCCCGAGCCUGGGCCCUGAUGUGUGGGGAGGAGUGGGGAUCCCUGAAGGGUCUGUGUGGGACUCUGGGUCUGAUGGAUGCUCCUCCGGGCACAGGCCUGCUGGCACUGAGGAGGAGGUCCGACGUAGAGGAGAGGUUUGAGAAGGAGACCAGGAUGUCUCUGUUUGGAGCCCUGCAACACUCCCGUACCUCAGACCUGGACAUCAGGCUCAAUCUGCCUCCUGUUCCCAGCAAUGCUGAUGUCACUGGGCUAGCCAUACGGGUGCCACCUUGUUUGGACCAGUUAGAAGAUGAGGGCUUCCAGUCAGCCUCCAACCUAACCCCAGACUCCCAGUCAGAGCCCAGUCCCAGCCCAGAACUUGAUGUCUGGGACGCCCUGAGGACUUUUGAGCCUGGGAGACGCCGCUGCUGGGAGUCUGUUGGCUGCCCACCAGGGAAGAGGGAAUUCCCCUACCUGACGGAGGGAGGCAGGGAGGCUUUUGAUCAGCUCUACAGGCUGUGGGAGGGGGAGAUGAGGGUGGUAUGCUCUGCCUCCCCCUCGCCCCUCCUGCCCCUGCCUCUGGACUGUCAGACCCAGCUGGUCAGUGACCUACUUAAUGUAUUGAUCGGGGUGGCGUCUACUACCUUCCCCCUCAACCAGGUGUGUGUAAAUUUUGACGUUCGACCCGGAGUGUGUGUGUCUGGAGCGUCACCGGAGAGUGUGUCUAGUUUGCUUGGCGAGCUGGCUCAGUAUGGCACCCAUUACCUGAGGCUCAGUCGCUUCGUUCUGCAGAGUGCCCAAAAGAGAGGCCUGGUCUUCCAGGCGUUUACAGGUGGGCUGCGUAAGUACCUGCAUUACUACCGGGCCUGUGUCCUCAGCACCCCUCCCACCCUUAGCCUGCUCACCAUCGGCUUCCUGUUCCGCAAGGUGGGCCGGCAGCUCAGGUAUUUGUCAGAGUUGUGCUGUGUGGAUGGGGCAUCUGGUGUGGGCCAGGCUACCUUCCCUGUGGGUGUGACGCUGCUCUCCUACCUGUACAACGAGGCCCAGAGCAACUGCAGCAAUGAGAACUACCCCGUGCUGCUGUCCCUACUGAAGAGCAGCUGUGAGCCUUACACACGGUUUGUGUCAGACUGGGUGUACAGUGGAGUGUUCCGGGAUGUGUACGGAGAGUUCAUGAUCCAGGUCAACGAAGACUACCUCAGCUUCAGAGACAAGCACUUCUGGGCGCAGGGCUACACACUGAUCUCCCGUGAUGUGGAGGACUGCGUGCCUGUCUUCCUCCGACACAUAGCCAACGACGUGUACGUCUGUGGGAAGACCAUCAACCUGCUCAAGAUCUGCUGUCCCCAGCAUUACAUCUGCUGGUCGGAGCUGCCCGUGCCUCGCAUCGCUGUCACGUUCUCCCUGCAGGAGGUAGAGGAGAUAGAGAGGGACUGUGCCGUGUACCGAGGACGCAUGGAGAGGAUCGCCAAGCACAGCGCCACCAGCAGGGAGGAACAGGCCCUGCGCACAGAGCAGGCACGCCAGGAACUGAUCAAUCAGGUCAGGCAGUCGGCCGCCAAGACCCUGGAGAGCAUCCGCGGGCGCCAGGUGUCGCAGCGUCUGGCUGAAGAGGCAAAGAAGAGGGAACGCUUUGAAGAGCUGAGACAGCACUUGGAGCAGGAACAAGAGUGGCACAGUUUAGCCAGGAGGAAGGAGCAGGAGGAUGAAUUCAGCUUUGCCAGGGAGCUGAGAGACCGAGAGAAGCGACUACAGGCCCUGGAGGAGCAGCUGGAGAUCCGAGCCAGGAAGGAACUGAUUGCCCAGUACAGCCACCUAUCAGAGGAGGCGGCCAAGAGGGAGUGGCGGGCCAUGUGGAGGGUUCAGCGAAUGAGACUGGACGAUUCCCGGGCCCAGUUCCUACAGCAAGACCAACAGGAGACUGAGGCUAUUCUGGAGAAGUAUCCUGUCGGAGGGCAGAGACCCCCUCUGGAAAUACUACAGCCAGCUCCAGCUCAGACCACUCAACCAUUAACACAGGAGUCCCUAUCCCCGGAGCCCUGUGAGGAGCCAACCCAGGCCCCCCUUCACCACCAAUCCACUCCCCCAGCACUCCCCACCACGAAACUCGACCUCGCCCUUGUCACAGAGCACAUCGACGCCAAUGACUUCCUGCCCAAGCCGGCCGACAGCCUGCAAGUGGACCAGGCCCUACAGGAAAUUGGGUCGGACCUCCCGGAGGCUCUUGCGCCUCAUAAACCCGUAGACUAUGACUUUAGUGCCCCCUACAGUCCCCUUGAGGGAGUGACGGCCCCGGCCCUGGCUAGACCUCGCUGGGGUCCUGUGGUACAGCCAGACGUGGCUCAUCCUCACAUCCCAACCGGUCCCCCUGAGUCCACUCUAGGUAUGGGGUGUGUGGUGUCCGGGACUUUAGCUUUCCCGUCUCCGCUACCCGGAAGUACCUACGGCCAUUCUUCAGACUCCACUAUGGGUGUAGGGUGUGUUGUGUCAGGAGCUGAGGUCCUCCCCAGGCCCAGUCCUCACGGCCAGGCCUCCCAAUCUAGCAUCCCCCUGGGCCAGUACUUCUCUGAUGUGCCCCUGGCUCUCCACACAGCCAAUGUCCACGGACACCCCUCCCAGACCACAGUCCAGCUGGUGGAUGGAAGUGAGUCAAAGCAGAUGGACAGCAGGCAGGAGAAUACGGAAGACCCACCACCUCCAGGGGGCACCGUAAAAGAGGCUGAAGGGACUGUAGAGGCAUCAUGCCUGGUGGAGAUGAAGCCAGCUGAGAUGGAGAAACUAGAUUGUGUUGGAGCAGAGGAACAGAUGGCUGGUUCUCUCAGGGAGGCUUCUGCCUCCUCCACCCCAGAGCAGGGCCAUGACAGUGGGUAUCACCCAGGACAGGCCUCCCCUUCCCUCUCUGGACCCUCCAGUGUGUACGAGCUUCCUACUGCCAACAUUCAAGGCCAUGCCUCAGAUGCUCAUAUUAAAGUCGGAGAGCACGUUUCAGAUGUGGAAGCCCCUCUCCCUUCUCAAAACGUUCAUGGUCACUCAUCUGAUGCUAACAUAAAGGUAGGAGAGUUUGUUUCGGAGGUGACUGCUCCUCUUCCGACCGCCAACGUUCAUGGUCACUCAUCUGAUGCUAACAUAAAGGUAGGAGAGUUUGUUUCGGAGGUGACUGCUCCUCUUCCGACCGCCAACGUUCAUGGUCACUCAUCUGAUGCUAACAUAAAGGUAGGAGAGUUUGUUUCGGAGGUGACUGCUCCUCUUCCGACUGCCAACGUUCACGGUCACGCAUCUGACGCUCAUAUUAAAGUUGGAGACCAUGUUUCAGAAGUGGUCGCCUCCCUUUUCACCCAGAACAUUCACGGUCAUGCCUCGGACUCUCACAUCAAGGUCGGGGAGCACAUGUCAGAAGAGGUCGCCUCCAUUCACACCCAAAACAUCCACGGUCACUCAUCCGACACUCACUUCAAGGCGGGUGAGUUUGUGUUGGACGCAGAGCCCUCCCGACCACGCUGGAGCAAGCAUGGUCACGCCUCAGACUGCACACUUCAAGUAGGCUGUGUGAUGUCUGGCACAGAACCAGUACUCUCCCCUUUACCUGGUAGCACCUACGGCCAUUCCUCUGUGUCCACACUAGGUAUAGGGUGUGUUGUCUCUGGGGUUGAAGUCCUUCAUGCUCCUCUACCUGGAAGUGACUUUGGACACGCCUCAGACUCAACCCUGGGUGGAGGGUGUGUGGUGUCAGGAACGGUAACCCUUCCUUCUCCGAUACCCGGAAGUGACUACGGCCAUUCGUCAGAUUCAGCGAUGGGCGGAGGGUGCGUGAUAUCUGGGAUUGAACCCGUUCGCCCUCCUCUUCCCGGCAGCAACUUCGGACAGUCCUCAGACUCCACACUGGGCACAGGGUGUGUGGUGUCGGGUGUAAGCCCUCUGCCCUCCCCCAUCCCUGGCAGUAUCUACGGCCACAGCUCAGACUCUGCCCUGGGAGGGGGCUGUAAGGUGUCCGGUGUAAACCCUCUGCCCUCCCCCAUCCCUGGCAGUAUCUACGGCCACAGCUCAGACUCUGCCCUGGGAGGGGGCUGUAAGGUGAAGGAGACUGGUAAUGAAUACGACGCCAGGACCCUGGAGCAGCAGGAGCAGCAGCGGCUGGCCGAGGGCAUCUCGUCCUGGGCAGCGGGCUUGGCUCUGUCCCCAGGCGAGAGCUCAGAGAGGGAGUACCUCCGCUCCCUGGCUGCUCAGUACCAGGUGGAGCAGUACGAGGACUGCUACGGUCUCAUGACAUUGGCCCCAGAGUGUCACCCCCUGCAUCAGGUGACGCGGGGCCCCUGGGGCCUCCCGGUGGACCCAUCGCUCCGCAGGGCCACAGACACCACGGUGGUGCAGCUUAGUGGGAUGGUCUCCCUGCCCGUCCUCAUGAAGCACUCUGUCACCACCCCACUGAUCACACAUGUAUCCUUGGUGAACAAGGCGGUGGUGGACUACUACUUCGUAGAGCUUGGAGUGGAAAGGCAUUUUGAGGCCCUCAGGCACUUCUUGCUCAUGGAGGACGGGGAGUUCGCCCAGUCUCUCAGUGACCUGAUCUUUGAAAAGAUGGGCAGUGGUCAGACUCCUGGAGAGCUGUUGACUCCUCUGGUCCUGAACUCCAUCCUGAGUAAGGCUCUUCAGUACAGUCUUCAUGGAGACAGUUCUCUGGCCCCUAACUUCACCUUCGCCCUGCGCUUCCUCCCGGAGACCUUCCAUCCUCACGCCCCCGACGCACUCAACUGCCUGGAGCUACGGUACAAGGUGGACUGGCCGUUGAACAUCAUAAUCACAGACAGCUGUAUGAACAAGUACAACCGUCUGUUCUCCUUCCUGCUGCAGCUCAAACACAUGGUGUGGAGCCUCAGAGACGUCUGGUUUCACCUCAAGAGGACUGCGCUGGUGAAAGGGGCGGGCCGCUCGGUCCAGUUCCGCCAGCUGCAGCUGUACAGACACGAGAUGCAACACUUUGUGAAGGUGAUCCAGGGUUACAUCGCUAACCAGAUCCUGCAGGUGUCCUGGUUAGAGUUCACCACCAAGCUGGCCAGUGCCUCGGACCUGGACGCCAUACACCGCACACACGCCGACUACCUCAACAGAGCUAUCUUCAGGGGUCUGCUGACAGAGAAGGCAGCUCCAGUCAUGAACAUCAUCCACAGUAUCUUCAGCCUGAUCCUGAAGUUCCGGGCCCAGCUGAUCGCACAGCCCUGGGACAGCCAGCAGGGGGAGGCAGUGCACCCCAGCUUCAUCGCCAUGCAGCAGUCAUACAACACUUUCAAAUACUACUCCCACUUCCUCUUCAAAGUGGUGACCAAGCUGGUGAACCGAGGAUAUCAGCCUCACCUGGAGGACUUCCUGCUCCGCAUCAACUUCAACAACUACUACAAAGACUCCUGAACGUACGUGUGUAGAACACUGUGUGCCUGUGUUGUAGAUAAUCAGAGUAGCCUCUAAACUAAUGAUUUGUUGAAUAUUAUGUAUAUUUGUGGCAUGAAUAAUAUACCGUAUUAAAGAAACUAUAUGCGUUGUAUUUACAUUUUAAAUGUACCUUGACGACCUGUUUUGACAGCUUCAAUGUGCCGGACCAUACAGUAUUAUGCCUCCUGUCCACAAUGGUGUCUAUCAAAGUCAGUGAUAACAACCUUAUAUAACAUGCUGAAUGUAACAACGCUAGCUAAAGCUCAGGUGCCUCUCCUCUGCCCACCCCAUUCCUAAGCCCUGUGUGUCAAUUAAAGAAAUGCUUCAUUUUGUGAUGUAAAAACAAAACACUUAAAGGAGUAAUAAAAUGUCACUUGUAUUUAUUAAAAGA
This is a messenger RNA of Oncorhynchus kisutch (coho salmon), 6625 nucleotides long. It is a transcript of the gene tubgcp6, whose product is annotated as tubulin gamma complex component 6. Gene Ontology annotation, cellular component: gamma-tubulin complex; spindle pole; microtubule organizing center. The transcript is spliced from 24 exons. The coding region runs from base 289 to 6213 and encodes 1974 amino acids. The record is from RefSeq and is a predicted model, not a curated record. Gene Ontology annotation, biological process: meiotic cell cycle; cytoplasmic microtubule organization; mitotic cell cycle. Gene Ontology annotation, molecular function: microtubule minus-end binding; gamma-tubulin binding. Lineage: Eukaryota; Metazoa; Chordata; Actinopteri; Salmoniformes; Salmonidae.